Molecule: messenger RNA, 3568 nt
Organism: Onychostoma macrolepis
Lineage: Eukaryota; Metazoa; Chordata; Actinopteri; Cypriniformes; Cyprinidae
Gene: phactr3a
Product: phosphatase and actin regulator 3a
Exons: 12
Coding region: 1578-3089 (503 amino acids)
Biological process (GO): actin cytoskeleton organization
Molecular function (GO): actin binding
Source: RefSeq, a predicted model, not a curated record
UAAUUAAUUCCCAUCGGACUGUUGAUAUUACAAGGGUUCUGAUGUUAUAAAUAAUAAUUUAGUUAUUAAUAAUAGGCUACUUUACAAGUUAUUAGGAUUCAUUCUUACAAUAACGCUAAUAAAACGACAUAAGCCUAUAAUUUCACUGUCGCUACACGACUCUGCCUGGGGUCGCUUUUGGAAGCUACAAGUUCAGUGAAUCGAAUGCGUUCGUUUGCUUUAACGAUUCAUGUUCAUUUAGUGGCCUAUUCUUUGUGUGUGUGUGUGUGUGUGUGUGUGUGUGUGUGUGUGUGUGUGUGUGUGUGUGUGUGUGCGCGCGUAAUGGAUAAUAAAUUAGCUAGUAAUAAGAAUCAAGAACAAGUAAUUAGGCAAUCAUUUUAAUAAGAAAGCUGCUUAAUUUCACAGUAACUACACGACUCUGUCUGACUGAUCCAGAGAUUCGAAUCAUUCGGAUUAUUUUGCUUUAAAUGAUUCGUUCAGUUUCUGAUUUUUUUUUUUCAUAUUUUCAUUCAAAAUCCACCCGACUUUAAUGAGCUCGACCACUGAAAGCGACAGACGACAAAACCGGCCACUAAAGGAAUUUAUGUAUUUAAUAUUUAGGCCUAUAUCUGUAAACGGGGCUUGCAGGGCAAGUGUCUGAGUGAGUAUCAUUCACUCCAUCCACCAGUUUAACAACACAGAGUCGACUGAAAUAACAUAUUUUCAUUAAUUAUGUAUGGUCAUCAGUAGGCUAAUUCAUCUGCACUCUUUCCCUUAAACGAACAUUUCAUUCAGUUCAUUCCCGAAUGAAAUGUCCAAUUUCAUUCAAUACCUUCACCAACCAAAUCUGAUUGGAUACGAAUCUCGUUAAAAUUUGAAACAUGAAAUGUCACUGGACUCGAUAUUUUCUCAUGCUAUAGCCUAAUACGUCUUUAAAGACACGAAAUGUAGCGCCUCAAAAACUAGUGACUAAAUAUGAGGCUUCAAUUUUUAAAAGAUUAAUUCCAUGAAAACCCCUCGUUCCAAAUGGAACACCGCUGCAAGGUUCGGAAAAAGGCUAGAAUGAAUCAAAGUCACUAUAAUGAAAUAUCUCAGGACUCACUCGAAUAUUUUCUCAUGCUAUAGUGCCCUUUAAAGGCAGAAAAUCGUUUACGCGCUUCAAAAACGAGAGCCUUAAACGAACGAAACUGUAACGAGUCGUUAACUCAAAAGAUUCAGUCCUUUCCAAACGAAACACGGCUACUGUAAAAAGCCCAAAUGAAUGAAUUAAUCUAAGAAGGCACUGUAAAAGCGUCAUUCGCUAGCACCCUGUGAUUCAGAGCGGAUGCUCGCUUGUCAGUGGGUCAUUGUGAAGUGGAUAAAGGUGGCAUCUGCGCGCGCGCGUACACACACAAAUACCCCAGCCCUCAUGACAGACACACUCGGUCUCGCUCCCUCAUGCACACACACACAUACACACACACACACAGUCACUGUAAAGGGUUUUAAUUCAGCAUGCCUGCUGCUGGAUGCUCUUAGACCGAGACGCAUCCGCCUCACCGUCGGGUUUGACUGCCUCUGAAAGGGAUUUCAAUAGCCUGUUUUAUUCAUAGCUCCUCAUGGCUUCAUCGGACGGAAUAGACAAAUGUCUUCUGCACAGAGGCAGAUCUCAAAGUGACCCGAACAUCCUCAGCGAGUCUGGCAUUGAUCUCUCGCACAGCGCAGAUGUUAUAGAGCAGCAGAAUGUGCUGCGCUCCAGCUGUUUGGUGAGUGGAGUCCACACCCCUCCCAUCCGGCGCCACAGCAAGCUGGCCACGCUGGGGCGUAUUUUCAGGCCGUGGAAAUGGAGGAAAAAGAAAAAUGAGAAGCUGAAGCAGAGCUCUACAGAUGUGGCCUUGGCCUGUGGACUUCACUCUCCAGACCCCGGCUCUCCCAUCCAGGGCAUCUCCGAUGCUGAGAUCCGGCUGCCUGGCUCUCAGGGGCCCAUUCUCAGCAUCAGUAGCAUGGAGUACCUCAGCUCAGAGCAAGACAGUCUCCCUACCAUGGUAGAUUCUGUACUGGACAAUGAGCCAACGGAAGAGCCAAAUUCAAAUGAGGAAGAGGAAGAGGAGGAGGACGAGGAGGCGGUCCCCUCUGCAAAUGAGAAUGAAGAUGUUGAGGAAGAUGAAGAAGACAGAGAGGAAGACGAGGACGAUGAACUGCAGGAACAGUCUCCUCCAAGCGGCCACGGCAAUCUCGCUUCUCAUCUAAGCACGCAGGAAGAGUCAGGUAAAGUCGUCAUCGCAUCAGUGCCUCAUUCGAACUCUUUUCUCCAAAAAGAACUGCCUAGAGGCCCUGAUGGCCCCAGUCCUGUGGUUUUAAGAGGGCCUUUUACUAACUCCGUGGGGUCGCCGCAUAUAGGUAGCAUACACCCACCAUUGCCCCCUAGCUGUAUAAUAGAAGAACUGCACCGAGCACUGGCAACAAAGCUCAGGCAGGACAGCAUUGACCGAGGGUCAAGUGGAGAUGGUGAGAGCAGAAAGGAGGCAGAGGAAAACAAGGAAAAUGUUCGACAGGACCACUGCUUCACUGACGCUUCAGGAAUUAUCUACGAUAUUGACAGCUGGAACGACUCUGUCAUUUCUGGCACAUUGCCAAGGAGGAUGAGGAAGGAGCUGCUGGCUGUGAAGCUUCGGAAUCGUCCCAGCAAACAGGAGCUGGAGGACAGGAAUAUUUUUCCUGCACGAAGCGACCAGGAGAGACAGGAGAUCCGUCAACAGAUUGAAAUGAAGCUUGCCAAGAGACUCAGUCAACGGCCGGCCGUUGAAGAGCUGGAGGGCAGAAAUAUUUUGAAACAGAGGAACGAUCAGACGGAGCAAGAGGAAAGAAGAGAGAUCAAACAGAGACUGAACAGAAAGCUCAACCAGAGGCCGACAGUAGAUGAACUAAGAGAAAGAAAGAUUCUGAUCCGCUUCAGUGACUACGUGGAGGUGGCCAAAGCCCAGGACUACGACAGGAGAGCUGACAAACCCUGGACAAGACUGUCUGCAGCUGACAAGGCGGCCAUCCGUAAAGAGCUAAACGAGUUCAAAAGCACCGAGAUGGAGGUCCAUGCUUCGAGCAAACACCUAACGAGGUUUCACAGGCCCUAAGAGGGGGUUUUCUUCUGUGAAGAAAAUGCUGAGAGCGGCGUUUGUGUUAAAAUCCUGGAGGUGCCUCUUCCAGAGCCGUGGCUUCGUCCAUGGGAUUCCCUUAUUCCUCCAGCGCCCUGGGCCGAGUGGUGUGCGGAUAGCGCUGGAGGCUGUGUCUCCACCGCGGGCGGCCACAGGAGAAACCUGAAGAACAACUGCGGAUACAUUUAACCCGAGGCUGAGAGUGGAGCGGCAGAGGACUUUUUGAUGUUUUUAUAACUGGACUGCAUUUCAGUGACUGCUAAGAAAAGACGAAUCAGUUCUGGGUAAAUGUUUGUGUUCAUGUAACCAGCUCCACUCUGAAAAAAAUAAGUAAAAAAAUAAAAAAUAAAAUAAAAAAAAAUACUUGAGGGUUAAUAAGCCUGCUAUAAAUGAAUUUCAUAUUUACUGUACAAAAGUCAGUUUGAACAGGGUUGUUCAUGUCAUCACUUGAAAAAAAA